UGAUUCCCAAACCAGAAGAGGAAACCUUAGCCAUCUGCCCCGCCCACGGGGCCCGACACCCCAAAGCCUGGGAUUAGGGGCCUAGAGGCUGGAACCGCACCUUGGCCAGGUGUGCAGGAAUAGGACCAGGUGCGCUGCUGCCCCGCCCCAUACUCUGCGAGCCCUGCGUAAUGGCUGAGAGCCCGGGGGCCAGGCCGCGGUUCGGGUUCAGGCAAUGCCCAGAGGGCGGCCAGGCUACCAGGUGUCUCCACUCCCUCGGGACGGCCGGCGGGGCUCUUGGGCGGGGCAAACAGCAGGUGCUGAUACCAGAGCCGCACCGGGGGACUGGACCCCCAGACAGAUGUCACUGCCCGCUGGACCGGCUGAGCUGCGUGGUGCCUCCGGGACGCGUGGGGCGCUGUAGGUGCUCUGGGCCAGACUCCUCUACGAUUCUACUAAACCUGUGGCGGACUCGCUACGCGAGGGGCAGUCAUGGCCGCCGCUUUCGCGCUUCGCUUCCUGCAUCGAGCGCGACUGGCGCCGCGCUGCUCGCACGUUGAACUGCCAUGGGUCCCUCGGCGUGGGCACCGACUGUCGCCGGCCGAUGACGAGUUGUAUCAGCGGACGCGAAUCUCUCUGCUGCAACGCGAGUUCCCUCACGCCAUGUACAUCGAUAGCUACAACAGCCGCGGCUUCACGAUCAACGGAAACCGAGUAUUUGGGCCUUGCGCGCUGCUCCCGCACUCGGUGGUGCAGUGGAAUGUGGGAUCCCACCAGGACAUCACUGAAGAGAGCUUCUCCCUCUUCUGGAUGCUGGAGCCCCGGAUAGAGAUUGUUGUGGUGGGCACUGGAAACAGGACUGAGCGUCUGCACUCCGAGAUGCUACGGGCCAUGAGGCAACGGGGCAUUGCUGUGGAAGUGCAAGACACGCCCAAUGCCUGUGCCACCUUCAACUUCCUGUGUCAUGAAGGCCGAAUGACAGGAGCUGCUCUCAUCCCUCCACCUGGAGAGACUUCACUCACAAAUGUGGGCCAAGCUGCAGAAUGAACCAGGAACUGUCUAGAAGGGCACUGGGAAUUUGCAGAGCACAGUCAUUCCCAGUGUUUUCACUACCCUUGUCAUUCUUGCCAGGAUAAUAAUUCAUACACUUUCCAUUGUGUAUCAGGUGUGUUGCUGGCUGAAGACUGCUGAGUCAGGGGGCUUUUUGUUGGGGGGGGGGCAGUUAAGAAGAAUCAAGAAGGUCACUCAGUGGCACGGUGCCACAUCUGCUUGCUCACAUGCAUUUUUUUUUUUUUUUA
This is a messenger RNA of Castor canadensis (American beaver), 1277 nucleotides long. RefSeq names its product NADH:ubiquinone oxidoreductase complex assembly factor 3 (gene Ndufaf3). The record is from RefSeq and is a predicted model, not a curated record. Gene Ontology annotation, cellular component: mitochondrial inner membrane. NCBI's taxonomy places the organism in Eukaryota, Metazoa, Chordata, Mammalia, Rodentia, Castoridae. Gene Ontology annotation, biological process: mitochondrial respiratory chain complex I assembly.